AUGCAAAAAAGAACUUUCCAUUUAACUGCUCCAAAUACUACUGACUAUAAAUGUUUUAUUUCAAACAGGAACUCGCUUCGAAAAGCCUUUGAACUUUGGGAAUCUGCUUCAUCACUGCGAUUUGUUGAAAAACCCGAUGACGAGAAGACAGAUGUUGAAAUAUCAUUUGCCCGAAAAGUUCAUGGAGACAAAAUGCCGUUUGACGGGAAAUACGGAAUAAUUGCUCAUGCCUUUUAUCCAACCGAUGGCCAUUUACAUUUUGACGCUGACGAAAUGUGGACAUUCAACAGCAAUCAGGGUAUUAACUUUUAUCAGACAGCAGUUCACGAAAUCGGCCACCUGAUUGGACUGGAACAUUCCACUGAUGAACGUGCAGUGAUGUAUCCGGCGAACAAGCCCUACAGUGCUGCAUUCACAUUGGCAGAUGAUGAUAUUCGUGGCGUUCGAAAACUUUAUUCAACAUUCCCUAAUAUUAAUGUUAAUAUUAAUAAUAUUAAUAAGAGUCAAAAUAUUGAACAGCAUAAUGAAACUGUGUAG
Molecule: messenger RNA, 537 nt
Organism: Enterobius vermicularis (human pinworm)
Lineage: Eukaryota; Metazoa; Nematoda; Chromadorea; Rhabditida; Oxyuridae
Source: the annotation of a GenBank genome assembly